UAUUUGUUUCCUUUUUGGUUCUCUAACAUUUUAUUAAUUUUUACAAAGAUUUAAUGUUAUUAAUUUUUCUGUAAUGAAUUCCUUAAACUUAAGAGUUUCAACUACAAAGACGACAGAAAAUGUUAUCAAGAACGCCGAAACACGUAAACAUAUUGUCGUCCUCCCAGAGCCGAUUAAUAGUAAAAUUUCGAAUGAUAUUUUGAAGAAGUUUUUGGAGGCAGACACCAUAGCUAAGCAAAUAUAUGUUGUUAAAGAAAUUAGCCUUUCCCGUGAAAGUACUUCAGACGACAAACUUGAAUUUUUGAUUCAAAUUUAUUUCAAUAGCCCCUUAAAACAUCCGGUAAGAUCCCAAUGCUAUAAGUUAAUUAAAGACCAUUCAAAUAAAGAAGAAAUGACCUUAAAACUUGAUUCAUUUAUUUACAACAAGAUUGCUGAUCAUGAUAAUUGUGAAACAUUGCCAUGUGAAUAUAUAAAUUUCUGUGUAACUUCUCUCAGUGGAGGUUUUGAAGAUUUCCGAAAUCUGAGAAAUGUUCUUGAAAAACAUGCUGUACGAUUUCUUAAUUUGAUUCAUCACUCACUACAUAAAUAUUUAAAAAGUAUUCAAUCAAUAAAUUCGCCAUCUGCUAAAAAUGAGUUGUACCUCUUUGUGCAUAAUUCCAUAAGAGUGAUGUUGUUAUGUUUCCAGGAAUUUUUAGAGCAUCUUCGCAAUUUAUCAAUAAUUAAAAUCAUUUACACCAUACGAACUACGAACAUUGAUAUGUUUAGUGAUGUUUACAUACCAAUGGAUAUUAAAGCAAAUAUUGGUAUUCUGUUGAGUUAUAUUUCGCAGGCGGUUCAAAAAUAUGACAAUUGGCUAGAUGAAAUUAUUAAUUACAAGCCUUUAUAUUCUGAAGAAUACACAAAUAAUUGUUUUCAAUUAUGCACUUCGGUUGGAAUUUUAAACACUUUAAAGUCAGUAAACUUGGAGAAAAAGUUCAAUAAGAUAUAUGAAAUUGUUGAAAAAAUCAUCCUAAUUGCUAAUAAAUAUUCUUCAGAAUCCUGUAUGAUUUUAACUGGUACACGUUGUUUAGUUCAGUUUUCCAAAACUUUACAAAAUUUUAGUCUGGGAUGGAAAUUAAAUGAAAUUACACUUUGUUGUCAAUCACUAUUUAAUUAUUCAUUUUCCUAUUUUGAUCAUAACUUAGAAAAUAUUCGCCACAUGACAAAGGAUUUAUUGAGAAACGUUCUUAACAUAUCUGCUAAGUAUGAGCUGAAUGAACUGGUCAAUAAGAUUUACAUGUUUAUAAUACAAGAUGAUGUAUCAUUAUCUGUAAAAUGUAUAUUAAUUUCUAAUUUAGCCAAAGUUUUCGGAACACGCCAAAUUGUUGAAGAAAAAUAUAAAAAUAUAUUAGAUGAUUUUUUUACCACAGAGAAUUUUGAAAGAGAUUCAAAAGUUGCAAAUUGUUUCGAAAGUUUAAUACAAAAAAGCUAUUUUGAAAUGGAUUUACCAAAGUGGAAAAGUAUUUAUAUAAACUUCCUAAUCAAAGCCAUUAAUACAGUUAAUGAGGAUCAUAAAAAUAUAUAUCAAAGCCUGUUAGAGAAAUCCAUUAAACUUGCACCAGAUUUGGCUGAAUGCUUAUUAAAAGAUGAUCUUGGAGAUUUAGAACUUAAUAUAAAACUUUCUGUUUUGUGCACUGUACGCAAAAAUGGGAUAAAAUCAGAUUGUUUUAAUGCUCUAUUGCAAAAUAUUCCAGAUUUGAAAGAAACAUUCUUAUUAAGUUCGGAUGAUACAAUAAUAUCAGCUUUGAGACUAAUUGCGGAAAGUCACAAAAGUACCGAAGAAUUAACUGAAAUAGAAUGCGAUAGUUUACUAAUUUGCUUAAGGUAUCAUUCAAAUAGCCAAAAUCCUGAAAAGAGACAAAAGUUACUUGGAUUGUCAGCUAAAAUUUUAACAAGAUUUGAUAUAAACUUGAAAAAGGUGAUUAAAAUGGGAAGACAUGAGAAAGAGUUUAGAAAUCUUCAUUAUUAUUUUAAAUUUUUGAGGAAUUUGCUAGAUUUCUUAUGUCAAAAUUUAUUUGAAGGAUCGAAUUUUAGCAGAAGAUUGGUUUCUUUAGAAAUUUUAAAAAUAACCUUGAUAAUUAUCCAAAACACUGACUUGAAAUUAAACAAUUUUUUGCCAGAAAAUACUUUAAAUCUGGUUUUUUCAUGUUUGAGUGAUUCAUAUGAACAUAUCAAGGUUCUUGCAUUGGACAUCCUAAAAAUUUUCGUAGAUAUGAAAUAUGGUCGAUUUAUUGGACAUCAAACUUUGCUUACAGAUUUACUCGUAAGCAUUAAGCCAACCGAUUCUGUAACUGCGACUUACUAUCUAGAAUUUUAUUGUUAUUUGUACACAAUUGAAGAGUUUGUGAAAUUUUUUGAUAUUGAACAAAAUUUAAUUUUUCCUCUCUAUGAGCCAGUUAAAUUCUGUGCACUAAAAAUGGUACUGAAUAUAUUACAAUCUGGUAUUAUUAUUGGAAAAAAAUCAAUUCUACUGGCAGUAAUAUCAAAUCCGUUUUAUGGAUGUUUGCUAACAAUUAGACAAAUUUUGUCGCGAUUAGACUUUGACGAGCUUUGUAAAGAAGAUAUUUGGCGUGUUUUUAUAAAUGAUGUUAUUAUAGUAAAUAAGCAAGCUUCGAAUAUUGUCGCACCAAUUGUAAAUAGCUCCUCACCUGAAGGCUAUUUUCCGCAUGAUUUUAAUGAAUUUUCAAAAAUUUGUAAUGAAGAAUACACUACGGGGACCAUAAAUAAAAUCAACAGUUUUAACCGUUUUAACAUUUGCACUGUAAUAGAUAUUCCGAAACCCAAUCCUCAAAUGGUACUGGUUUGUGCCUGGAGAACUGUAAAAGAAGUAUCUUUAAUUUUAGGUGAUUUAUCUUUACGAUCAACUAUCAAGAAAAAAAAUGAUAAUAGUGUAAAUUACUUACUUGCACACGAUCAGAUUUUAGAAAUUGGGGAUCAUUUUAAACUUUUACUAUCAGAAACAAAACACCGCGGUGCUUUCGAACAAGCUUACGUGGGGUUUACAAAAUUGUGUUCAAAACUUUGGCGAACUGAUCAGGAGGAGUUAAAUGAGUUACCUAUGCAGUGGAUAGACGAAUUAAUUGAUAUAAUAUCAAAAGAUGAAAAAAUUAAUGAAAAAAUAUGUGCAACACGGCGCAGUGCAGGUAUUCCAUUUAUGGUACAAGCUUUAAUAACAUCAGAACUUCAAGUUGGUACUACUAAAGCUUUAAAGAAAUGUAUGAAAUUUCUUUUUGAAAUUUGUUAUAAUAAAAGCUAUAGCCCAGAGUCGAAGACUCAUAGUCUUAAUAUCUUGAGGGCGCUAUUUCGAUGUACUGAACUUAAUGAAGUUUGCAACGAAUAUAUUGCCGAUGGAAUUAUUUGCGCGAUCCAAGGCUAUGAUGGGAAUACGUGGUCGGAAAGGAACUCUUCUACCCUUUUAUUUGCAGCCUUAACAGUUAGAAUUUUUGGUGUACAAAGGACAAAAGGGGCGGACAAUUUAAGUAUUCGAAAUAAAAUGACUGGUAGAAUUUUCUUUUUGCGGUAUCCAAAACUGUAUGACUAUUUUUUAACUGAAUUAAAAGAAGCAAAAAUAAAAAUUGAAAACAAUGAAAAAUCUAAUAAAUUGCACCCGCUAUUGCUGAUUUUAAGCAGGUUAUAUCCGUCAGCGCUAGAGGGAACUGAAUGUCAUUUUAAGAUUUCAAUGUUUAUUUCAUUGAUUUCACCUUGUUCUGCAAGUAGAGAAUUACAAACAAGGGUAUUAAUUGCAAAAGCAGUGGCUGCUUUUGUGUCAAUAGAUUUUGUGGAAGAACAAAUAUAUACAAUUUUAAGCACACUAAAGACUAAAUUAACAGAAGAAAAAGGCUUAAAUUCAAACUACUUUCAAGGCCUUUUAUUACAGAUAUUGUAUAUAAUUAAACCGCUAAAACAAUUACAAUCCAAUUUAAUCAGUGAUAUUAUUGAGGAUUUAUUAACUUAUCAAAGCUUACUCAGCCUUAAUCCAGUUGUUAUGCGGACGGUUUUUCAAAUACUUCUUGAGAUUCUAAAAAAUAAAGUGACCAUUCCUUUGCAUCUUAUUGAACAAUUAAGCAUUAUGAAAAGAUCACCAACAUAUUUAAACCCUAAAUAUAGCGAAUAUUAUCCAAUUUUUAGAAAAACAUUUUGUAUAUUUAACUUGCAAAUUGAGUUUUUAAAUAAUAAAAAAUUAUAUGCUGAAAGUUUUUGGGAAACUCAACUGUAUGCAAUCAAUCGAAAAAACAUAUUUUUGUUAAGUUUCGAAGAAACAGAAACUUACUUAAACAUUAUUUUAAUGAUUUUAUUUAAAAAUACAGAAAGAUUUGGGGAUUUGAUUAGCGAAUAUGAAUGUCAUGACUCAGAAAUAGAUUUUGUUACAACCUUACCGGAUGAAUUUUUAAAAGAAUCAGCUUUAUAUUUUAAGUCUAGUCUUCCUUUAGGAUUGACAAUACAAGAAUUUUUAGAAAAAAAUGAAAAUUUUCAUGUAAAUACAGUAAUGAAAACUUUUGCGAUUUUAAGUCAUUUGAAUAUUUUAAAAGAAUACGAUAUAAAACAAAUAAUUGGUUAUAAUAAAUUAUAUCCUGUUGAUCUACAAAAUUCAAUUGCUAUUGUGAUGAACAGCUUUUUGGAAAAUAAUAAAACAAGUAUAAGAACAAAUCAAUUUGAUAUAAUGCAAUACGUUAAGAGUAUAUCGCAACCCUGGAAUAACUAUUCAUUGAGACUCACAUCAUCACUAAUAUUGAAGCAUUUAUUCAACGUUUUCGUUGAUAAUAUCAAACUAAAAGACGAAACAUUUGUAUCAGAAUUUUCUUCGGUAGUAUUAUGCCUUCUGAUGGACGAUGACAUUGACAUACGAGAAAACAUUUCAAAACUCGUCCUUGAAUUUUGUCCUGAAUAUUCUUCGAAAUAUCAAAAUAUUAUUUCAACAUUUGCUCAAAAAAUUUUUAUUGAAAGAUUAAGUGAAUUAUUGAUUAAAUUUAAUGGUUACGACAUCAAUUUGGUUCGACGAAUAUUUUGUCAUAUAAUCGUAAUUUUAACCGGAGAAUCCGAAACACAAUGCGAAAACGAAAAUAAUGACUUAGAGGUGUUUGAUAAAAAUGAAAUAAAUAUAUUUGCUGAACCACAGAAAGUGGUAUUGGAUCUUACAAACAUUUUUUUUGAAAAUUAUCGUGAGCCGCUUUAAUACAUUUUCUCACAAAUGAUUUUUUUUAUGUAUGUUUUAAAAUUUAAAUUAAUUUAAGAAGAAACCUUUAUGUAAAUAGCUUAUUUUAUUUAAAAAAAUUACAUGAUUAUUUUUAUAUACGGAAAAAAUCUCCAUGUAU
This is a messenger RNA of Condylostylus longicornis, 5351 nucleotides long. It is a transcript of the gene THADA, whose product is annotated as thyroid adenoma-associated protein homolog. Lineage: Eukaryota; Metazoa; Arthropoda; Insecta; Diptera; Dolichopodidae. The record is from RefSeq and is a predicted model, not a curated record. Gene Ontology annotation, biological process: tRNA methylation. Gene Ontology annotation, cellular component: cytosol. The transcript has 10 exons. Bases 74 to 5212 code for a protein of 1712 amino acids.